UUCCUUUCACUCCAAUCUGGGCUUUGGAAUAUUAUAACACGUUACAAUCACGAGAUCUUUAGUGAGAUUUACCACCUCUUCGUUGGUUUCAAGAUCCCUGGAAGUACGUUCUCUCGUGGCGUAGAGUUUUGGAAAGUCAUCAGGACCUGCAGAUCGUGAUGCAGCAGGACAUCAUCAAGGGGAUUGCGAUUGCAAUUUUGUUCGUGUUUACCGUCUUUGCCGGUUUGGUGCCAUUGAAAAUUCGUCCGGGGUCAGGGACCGCCAGUGUACGGCAGCGAAUCCUCAGUUACUGUAACUGCUUCGCUGGGGGAGUAUUUUUUGCGACAUGUUUGUUAGAUUUGCUGCCGAUGAUCCGAGAAAAGUAUGAAGAAGCGUUUAAUCUGGCUGGUAUCCAUCCGGUAUUUCCCGUUGCAGAGUUCACGACAUGUAUGGGUUUCUUUCUCAUCUUGGCUGUAGAACAGAUCGUUCACUCUUGCCAUGGUUCUUCCUUGCUACACGUAUUGCAUGGCGACCACACAACGAAACAGCCCCUUUUGAAUAAUACUCCAGAUGAUGGUUUCUAUUCGGGUAGCGAAAGGAAAACACGAAAGAAAAACAAAUACGGAGAGUCGAGUUUGAGAACUUACAUAUUAAUCGUCGCCUUAUCGUUGCACUCAGUAUUCGAAGGACUAGCACUGGGUUUGAUCACAGAUGUCGAGCGCCUGGUACAAAUCGCCGGAGCCAUCGUGAUACACAAAUCGAUCAUUGCGUUUUCGUUAGGUGUGAACUUAGUGCAUCACGAAAUGCCAACAAAAACCGUCGUCAAAUCAUCUAUACUGUUUGCAGUCAUGGGCCCGAUUGGCAUUGCAAUUGGAAUUGCGGUGCUACACAACUCUACUGAAUUUACAAGCAGUCUCUACUCAGGCAUUUUACAAGGAAUUGCAAAUGGAACUUUUUUAUUCGUGACAUUCUUUGAAAUCUUCCAGCGAGAGCUGUCUGAGCCUGGCAGUCGUCUUCUCAAGGUACUAGCUAUAAUCGUUGGUUAUUCUGUGGUGACGGGCUUGCUGUAUUAUUCAAAUAUUCUGGAACACAGCGAAACGGACGUAGAGGUGAAUCAAAAAUGAACAACAAAUGCGACUGUUCUACCAAAUGUUGGAUCUUAAGUUGUGUUAAGAGCCGCAAAACACUACUACAGAAAUGCUCUAUCUUUUCCCAUAAGGAAUGGUAUAAUGUCGUAACUAUUUGAUUUCAGAAUUAUUAGCCUUCCAUAAAUUUUAGAAAUAGAGAAGUGAACUUUCAUGAAUACACCAGGAGAGAUCAGAGGACAUUGGAAACAAUACCCUCAUCUACCCUCUCCAUGUUUAAUAAUUAUUGUAUAGUACAAAGACCAUAGAACAGAGACUAUAUGAUGAAAGACUUGAUUGUAUCUGUGCAAUAAAAUUGCAUUUUAUCAAAUCUUGGUUAUUUAAUCCAGCUGGCCUAAUUGUUACAAGCACAUGUCAGUGAAAGAGUUAAUGACCAUUUUCAGUAACUCUGAAAACAAGACUUCAAACAUUGUAUCUUAAUGUUAUGUAAUUAUCUAAACUCCUCUUUGAUUAUGGACAAUGAGGGCUGAAGCUAUCUUGUGAAGGAUGUAUUUUUGAAUGUUUGAUAAUGAUUGUUAUGCAGCAUUCCAGGCAACAAAAUGUGAGGUGUCCAUGAUAAAUUCAUCACACUUGCCAAAUAUUUUUUAAGAGAAAUCUUUAGUUUUCCCCUCCAGUUAUUAUAGAUAAACCUUGUUUUUAAGUUGUUAACACAAAGCUUAUGAAUUCUUUCAUGUUGCUUUGGUUUACAUGUAAUCACAAUUUUGCUUUCUUAGUUCUUAGUUCAAGAUUGAUAAUAUAUUACUAGAGCUGCAUGCUGAUGUCAUUGUAUCAGAAAACUGCAUAGACAAGACUAAACAACACUAGUUUGUCUCUGUGUUUAGAUACAAUCAUUUCUUAUGAUAAUGGUUUCAAAGAUUAUACACACAAAACUUAUUUUUAACUGAGGAAUCUGAUGAUAAUCUGUAAUUAAGAGUAUCUAAAUUUAUUAUUUGUGAAAAGCAAUGGUGACGAUGGUUCAAUAAAAAAAGAGAACAAGCCUUGA
This is a messenger RNA of Pocillopora verrucosa, 2106 nucleotides long. Its product is annotated as zinc transporter ZIP3-like. The record is from RefSeq and is a predicted model, not a curated record. Lineage: Eukaryota; Metazoa; Cnidaria; Anthozoa; Scleractinia; Pocilloporidae. Gene Ontology annotation, biological process: zinc ion transmembrane transport. Gene Ontology annotation, molecular function: zinc ion transmembrane transporter activity. Gene Ontology annotation, cellular component: plasma membrane.